AGGCAAUGGAGCCAGGAGUGCCUUCCUGAUCCCAAGAUCUCGCUUCUCUGUCGACCUGAUGAAGGCGUCACAGCAGGACGCACCUCAGGGGAGGCACGGCGGCAAAUGGUAAGCACCAGGUUGCAAUGCAAAGCGACUGCCUGCGCUGCUUGCCUCUUCAGGCUGAAGCGGGUGGUGACAGCCAUUGUGGCCAUUCCCGUGAUCAUCGGCCUCCUCACGUUCGUGUGGCUUACCAAGGUGCUUGCGGUUGUGGCCCUGCUGUUUGGGGCCUACGAGCACGCCCUGCUGCGGUCCACUGCCCUCAACCGCCUGUUUGCGUCCAAGAGCAAGAGCGACGAGCUGGACCGGUCGACGAUAUCGCUGCUGACCAACAGCCAGCUGCCCCUACUGGCCUCGUGCAUCGUGGUGGCCAUCCCGCUGCUGACACACCUGCCCUACCCCACCAUCUCAUUCAGUGUCGCCACACAGGCAAGGAGACCACAGACAGACAGACAGACAGACAGGCAUCAUGCAUGUGUGGAGUGGAUGAGUGGUGCGGCUGUGGCUGUGCCUGUUGCUGUGUAUGCAGGUGGCCUUUCUGUGUUUGCCUUUUGCUUACAUCAUCAAGUAUGCCCUCUUCCACGAACUCGCCUUACGAGGGGGCAAGAGAGAUGAGCACCAACAGCAGCAGCAGCAGCAGCAGCAGAAUGGAGGCACCAGCAACGGCGGCAGGGGGCUCCCGCCCUAUAGUCUCGACUUGCCGUAUGUGUUGAGCCAGAGUGGUCUUGACCUUUUGUUCCUCGCCCAGUAUGCCCUGCCCAUGGCGUUUGCCAUCAUGAUGCGCCAUUUAAGGUAGGUCAGGAGGCUGGCCCGGCCCAACAGGCAUCAGAUGACGCCUGCCUAGUGUUGUGUGAUUCAUUGGCUUGGUGGGGUUGGUGCACUGCAGGGAGGGGAUGGGAUUUGUGAUGGUGUGGAUUUUGUGCACCUUCCAGUCGGAUAACGGUAAGUAAGUACGACUGACAUAACCAGCCGCAUCCAUCCAGGCGUCACGGGACGUGACAGAGGCAGACAGGCAGUGCAGUGUGUUCCAGCCCAGCUCCGCGUUGAUGUGUGUGUGUGGUGUCAGUUGUGGUGCAGGCGGCUUGUUGCUCGGUAUCACCAUGGGACGCACACGCGUACUACCCACUCUAUCACCCAACAAAUCUGUCGAAGGUCCGUCGGCAGGCAAACACGCAUAGCAUAAACAAACAUCGUCAGUCAGGUGUAUGUAUCCUCCCUCCUCUAUGUCUGUGUGCUGUGCGCUCGCCUCCCUCCCUCCCUCCCUCCCUCCCUCUGUCGUUGUCUGUCGUCAGGCAUCCUUGGGUCGAUAGGCAUGAGUGUGUUGAGUGGUUGGCUGCUGCACGUGAUGGCCCAGCAGUGGUGGACGUUCAGCUGCCUCCCCUCGUGUGCACUGCGCGACUAUCUCGCCAUCGCUGCACUGGUUGGCUGAACUCACAACAACAACACCCGUGGAGCGACCCACAUUUGCUGCGGGCCCUUUGUGUGUGUUGUGCACUGCAGGUGUCUGUGGUCGGCAUAGUGGGUGACCUGCUGGAGUCGGCGAUGAAGCGUGCGGCUGCCGUCAAGGACUCCAGCAACCUGCUGCCGGGACACGGCGGAUUCCUCGACAGGGUGGGUGACGAAAGACAGACAGACAAGAGAGGACGAGAGGGCAAGAUAGAUCAUAGGAUCGCUGUCUAUGUGCACGGCGUGUGUGUUGUGAUGUGUUUUGUGGCAGAUGGACAGUUUGCUGGUGGGUGCCCCGGCUGCCUACUUCUACAUCAUCACCUUUGUGGAGCCGCCCACGUGAAGCAACGGAGGGAGGGACGUCACACAGACGGAUGGUGCCUAGACGUGCCUGCCUGCCUGCCUGCCUUGAUGCACGAAUGUGUAUGCGUGUGGGUGUGUGAC
This is a messenger RNA of Vitrella brassicaformis, 1929 nucleotides long. The record is from the annotation of a GenBank genome assembly. NCBI's taxonomy places the organism in Eukaryota, Vitrellaceae.